Molecule: messenger RNA, 405 nt
Organism: Sphaeroforma arctica JP610
Lineage: Eukaryota; Ichthyosporea; Ichthyophonida
Exons: 2
Source: RefSeq, a predicted model, not a curated record
CUUUUUUAAAAAUCCUAUCCGUGAAGUGAUAUCACCCCCAACGGAGGUGACAGCAAUAACUUGGUUGAGUCUAUCUCUCUUGCGUCGGGUAUAGACGUGCCAAAUAUCGUUCUGCUGUUACCAAGCGGUCUGUCUGUCGAGAAUUGGUGCCAACUAAGGCAGAAAAUCGACCGAAAUGUAGGUUCGAACGCCGCCACGAGUGCUCAGACCACAAUGACUCAAUCUGGAUGUGUUAUCAAUGUGGUGGACUUGUUUUUGUUUGACAAGUCGUGUGUGAAAUCAAGCGGCCCACCUGAUGUGGACUUUUCGUGCUUUAGAGGUGCGAGUGAGCCCACGCCUGUUGUUGAGGGCAAGGCCUGGUUAGGGGCAACGACGGCAGAGUGCAAGGACGAAGAAAUUGAGCAG